AUGAGUUGUCAGAUUAUAUAUAUUGAACGAAUUUCAGAAAAAAUUGUAUGUUAUGUGGGGACAUGGGCGGUGUACAGACAAGGACUUGGUCGUUUUGAUAUCGAGAACAUCAAUCCAUUUUUAUGUACCCAUCUGAUUUAUGCAUUUGUUGGAAUUAACGAAGAUGGUACAAUACGAAACAUUGAUCCGUAUUUGGAUUUAGAGGAAAACUGGGGCCGCGGUCACAUUAAACGGUUCAACGCACUCAAAGCAAUUAAUCCCGCAUUGAAAACAAUGGCUGCUGUUGGAGGUUGGAACGAAGGAUCACGGAAAUUCUCGAUUGUAGCAGCGAAUCAUACACUACGUCAAAGAUUUAUUCGGGAUGCAAUCGACUUUAGCAAACGACAUAAUUUCGAUGGUGUUGAUCUAGAUUGGGAAUAUCCUGCACAGCGUAAUGGAAAUCCAGCUAUUGACAAAAAUAACUAUGCCAUUUGGCUCGAGGAAAUUCGGUCGGCUUUUGAUCGCGAAGGUUUAAUCUUGAGUGCAGCUGUUGCAUCCGUUAAACAUUCUGCCGAAAAGUCCUACGACAUCGAACGAGUUUCAGCAGCUUUACACUUUCUAAAUAUAAUGACCUACGAUAUGCAUGGUGCUUGGGAUAACUAUUGCGGUUUGAAUUCACCUCUGUAUCGAGGAUCAGCAGAUAAUAUUGACGUACAAAUGCAAUUGAAUAUAAACGCUAGCAUACACUACUGGCUUUCACAGGGAGUUCCGAAAGAGAAAGUUAUAUUGGGUAUACCACUAUAUGGCAGAUCUUUUACGCUUCUCGAUCCUUCCUGUAACCAUAUCGGAGCUGCUGUAAGCGGGCCUGGUAUUGCUGGUCAAUAUUCCCGAGAACCUGGAGUUAUUGGUUUUAACGAAUUCUGUGAGAAGCAAAAGUCAGAGCAAUGGGACAUUGAUUUCAACGAAGAACAAAAAGGCGUUUAUGCUACAAAGGAAAAUCAAUGGAUUGGAUAUGACAAUCAGAAUACUAUCGCAAUCAAGAUGGAAUAUCUCUUAGAAUUGGACCUUGGUGGUGUAAUGGUAUGGUCUUUGGAAAAUGACGACUUCCUGGGUGUGUGCUUCGAUACAGCAAAUAUAUUGAUGCGCAUCAUAUACAGUGCUUUAUAUAAUAGUACCGAUAUACCUACCGUUGUUCCUACAUCAGCUACGACAGCAGGGGUACCGAAUGAAUGUACAGCAGAGGGCUUUUUCCCGAAUCCUGACACAUGUGAAGAGUAUUAUGUUUGCACUUCCGAUGGUCGUCGGGUGGACUUUUCCUGUCCCGAUGGAUUGUGGUUCGAUCCUUUGUAUGAGAUCUGUAACUGGCCUGAACAAGUCAACUGCCAUCUUUUCACUGUUGUUUGAAUAUACGCGAAAA
Molecule: messenger RNA, 1396 nt
Organism: Malaya genurostris
Lineage: Eukaryota; Metazoa; Arthropoda; Insecta; Diptera; Culicidae
Product: chitinase-3-like protein 1
Exons: 3
Coding region: 1-1383 (460 amino acids)
Biological process (GO): chitin catabolic process; carbohydrate metabolic process
Cellular component (GO): extracellular region
Molecular function (GO): chitin binding; chitinase activity
Source: RefSeq, a predicted model, not a curated record